Molecule: messenger RNA, 2707 nt
Organism: Papaver somniferum (opium poppy)
Lineage: Eukaryota; Viridiplantae; Streptophyta; Magnoliopsida; Ranunculales; Papaveraceae
Product: BTB/POZ domain-containing protein At3g08570-like
Exons: 4
Coding region: 382-2211 (609 amino acids)
Molecular function (GO): protein binding
Source: RefSeq, a predicted model, not a curated record
UGAACUGUUCAAGAGAUGUUUCUUCUUGUGUCAGAUAUUCCAAACCCUAAUUCAUAAUCUUCUUUUCGCUUUCAAAUUCUUCUUUUGUUAUAAUCUAAAAUACAAGACGACAACAAAAGCUAAAAGAGGGAAGGCCUAUAACUCGAAAAACGUUAACAAAGACCCAACUUUGAAAAGCAAAAAGAAAUCACAAGGGUAAUUUUGUAACUCCAAGUAGCUCUAUAUUCCCUCCCUCUUUUCUUUGCUUUCUUCCUCAUACAGAAACAGAAUCACUGUAGUAGUUAGUAGAGUACAGUACACUCUGUAGUAAGUGAAGAUGUUUUGAGUUUCAGAGAGAGAGUUUUGGAAAAGAGAGAGUGUGGGUUUCAUCACCCAGAGAUAAUGGUGUCCCAAAACCCCUUUUCUUCUUUCAAUCGACCGAGUACAACUCCUAAAUUCUGCAAUACCUUCAAUAACAGGAUAUUUUCAGAUGUUGCUGGCGACAUUACGAUCGUUGUUGAUGGAGAGUCUUUUUUACUGCACAAAUUCCCGUUAGUCUCUCGAAGUGGGAAGAUUCGGAAAAAGGUUGCGGACUCAAGAGACUCAAGCCUCACCAAGUUGGAGCUCCUGAACUUACCAGGUGGACCCCAGACAUUUGAACUCGCAGCAAAGUUUUGUUAUGGGACAAAUUUUGAGAUCACUCCAGAAAAUGUUGCCAACCUUAGAUGCGCUGCAGAAUACCUGGAAAUGUCUGACGAUUACUGGGAAGAAAACCUCAUUAGCCGAGCAGAGAUUUAUCUUAAGGAAAUCGUGGUUCAAAGUCUUGAAAAAUCUGUGGAGGUUUUAUCCACCUGUGAGGCUCUACUGCCUACAGCCGAGGAGGUAGGAAUCGUGACCAAAUGUGUAGAUGCAAUUGCCAUUAAUGCUAGUAAGGAGCAGCUAGUUUCAGGUUUGUCUCACUUAAAUUCUGCCGGUUCUGGGAAACUGAAUAUGGAUUGCACCGAGUGGUGGGUUGAGGACCUCUCGGUUUUAAGGAUCGAUUUCUAUCAGAGAGUAAUUGCUGCCAUGAGAAGAACAGGUGUUCGAGCAGAUAGCAUUACUGCAUGCUUGAUGCACUAUGCCCAAACAUCUCAAGUGGGAAUUGGAAAACGCGAGAUUUGGGAUCCUUCACGGAUAAAACUUGAUUCCACUAUGGCAGAGGAUGAACAGAGGGUUAUAGUGGAGACCCUUGUAAGUCUUCUGCCAACAGAUAAAAGUACAUCUAUUCCAACGAGUUUUCUGUUUGGGAUGCUCAGAUUGGCUAACCUAGUGGGUGUGAAUAGUGCCUGUAGACUUGAGCUUGAGAGGAGGAUUGCUUAUUUGUUAGAGAUGGUUUCCCUUGAUGAUCUGCUUAUCCCUUCAACGCAGACUGGUGAUUGUAUCUUUGAUGUUGAUACCGUUCACCGAUUACUAGUGAAUUUCCUGCAGCGCAUUGAAGAGGAAGAACCUGAAGACUCGUUACAGUAUGGUUAUGAGUCCGAGGGUCUCGGAUCUACUAGCCAUGCUUCAGUGUUGAAAGUUGGAGGGCUAAUUGAAGCUUAUCUAGCUGAAAUUGCACCGGACCCAUGUCUGAAUCUGAAGAAAUUCACCAAUAUCAUUGAGAUCUUGCCUGACUAUGCCCGUGUUAUCGAUGAUGGACUUUACAGAGCUAUUGACAUAUAUUUAAAGGCACAUCCUGCACUAACUGAAAAUGAAUCUAAGAAACUGUGCAAGUACAUAGACUGCCAAAAGCUCUCUCAAGAAGCCAGCAACCAUGUGGCACAAAACGAUCGUCUACCAGUUCAGAUGGCAGUACGGGUUCUCUACUUUGAGCAGCUCCGCUUGAAAAAUGCCUUCUCCGAGAGCUCUGGAGACGGGUUCCUAUCACAGAGAAUCAGCAGUGGAGUUCCAAGUGCUGCCAUGUCUCCAAGGGAUAACUAUGCUUCUUUGAGGAGGGAGAACAGAGAACUAAAGCUCGAAGUAUCAAGAAUGCGGGUAAGGUUAAGUGAGCUGGAGAAGGAACAAGGUUUCAUGAAGCAAGGAAUGAUGGAGAAACCAGGACAUGGGAAGACAUUCUUAACGUCAAUUUCAAAAGGAAUUGGACGCAUCGGUAUAUUUGGUGGUCCAACUGAAGGGAAACCACAAAAAGCUGGUAGGAAAUCUCAGGGAUCAGAAGUUAAGAAAGGAAGACGAAGAAGGCACUUACUUUCAUAAGUAUAUUUCUGUUGCAUUGCAGGAAGCAAGAGUCUUGUAGCUGGAAAUGCUUAGUGACUAGUGGAGAAGAAUCAGAUUUGGGACAAUCGAUUAUGUUACUACAUGUUUAACACGGGAGAGCAGAACCCAGCAUCCUGUUGGACUACACAUGCUCAGGGAUUCUAUGGAUGGGGGACGUCUAAGUGGGAAACCACAGGAAGGUAGUUUUGUUCCCAAGUGAAUGAUAGUGCGUGAAAAUGAGACAUGUUCUGUACAGUCCAAGUAUAUAAUGGCAAGUAUAAGCUCAAUAGGGAAUCUGAACUCAGAUGUGAAUCCAUCCAAGAGUUUCUAAGACAAGGUCGGUAUAAACCCAAAAUUCAAAAGUGAUUGAAAUUCGUUGUGUCAAUUUACUUUCGUAUGUUACUCAGAUACUGAUCAUUUAUAACGUGUAUUUAUAUAUGUAUUGCCUGUAAUACUAGAUUUCAUAUUAUAAGUUUCUGUUCCGAGUUUCUGGCGA